Manis pentadactyla (Chinese pangolin) is the source of this 12538-nucleotide messenger RNA. RefSeq names its product ST8 alpha-N-acetyl-neuraminide alpha-2,8-sialyltransferase 5 (gene ST8SIA5). The coding region runs from base 494 to 1732 and encodes 412 amino acids. The record is from RefSeq and is a predicted model, not a curated record. Gene Ontology annotation, biological process: oligosaccharide metabolic process; N-glycan processing. Gene Ontology annotation, molecular function: alpha-N-acetylneuraminate alpha-2,8-sialyltransferase activity. The transcript is spliced from 8 exons. Lineage: Eukaryota; Metazoa; Chordata; Mammalia; Pholidota; Manidae.
GCCCGCCGGGGCAAAGCGCCGCGCAGAGCGACCACGCUCCGGGGCCCGACCGAAGGGGGCGCUGCGCGGCGCUCGUGGGCGACCGGCGGACGGUUCCCGGGCCCCUCCUCCCCAUCGGUCGUCACCUCGGCGGGAGGGGCCCCCCCGGGCUCGGGUCACCUGGCGUCGCCCCUCUUCAGGGACAUCUGCGGCUGCCGGGCCCGGGCACCCGGCGGGAAGAGCAUCCGGAGGGAAGGCCCGGAGCCUCGGCCGAGCUCUCUUCGGCCAGCCCUGCCUUGUCUGCCGCCCUGGGGCUGGCGACGCCCGGAUGCCCCCUAUGCUCGCCUCGCCAGCGGGAAACUUUGUCCCGCGAAGUCCCCCACCCGCCUGACAGCGCGGAGAGGAGCCUGCUCAGCCGCGCGCUACCCGGGGUCGCAGAGCCCCGCGCGUGAUUGCGGGGGCACCCCGGCGCCCGGCGCCCGCCGCGCCCCGCCGUGCGCGAGCGGCCGCCAGGAUGCGCUACGCAGACCCCUCGGCGAACCGGGAUUUGUUGGGGAACCGAACUUUGCUCUUCAUCUUCAUCUGCGCCUUUGCUUUGGUGACCUUGCUGCAACAGAUCUUGUAUGGCAGAAACUACAUCAAGAGAGGCCUCCAGUUUGGUUGGGAGAAUGGUGACCAGCUGGCCAACUGGACGGGGCUUUUUAAUGUCACGGACGACCCAGCAGUGCAGAGCGGCAGUGACUCCAGCUCCAGGUACUUUCAAUUUUACGAGGGCCCUUUUGAAUAUAACUCCACACGAUGCUUGGAGCUGAGGCAUGAAAUCUUGGAAGUGAAGGUGCUGUCCAUGGUGAAGCAGUCGGAGCUGUUCGACAGGUGGAAGAGCCUCCAGAUGUGCAAAUGGGCAAUGAACGUCUCCGAAGCCAACCAGUUCAAGUCCACUCUGUCCAGGUGCUGCAAUGCCCCUUCCUUCCUCUUCACCACCCAGAAGAACACCCCCCUGGGGACGAAGCUCAAGUAUGAGGUGGACACCAGCGGCAUCUACCACAUCAACCAGGAGAUCUUCCGCAUGUUUCCCAAGGACAUGCCCUACUACCGGUCCCAGUUUAAGAAGUGUGCAGUGGUGGGCAAUGGAGGCAUCCUGAAGAACAGCCACUGUGGGAGGGAGAUCAACAGCGCUGACUUUGUCUUCCGGUGUAACCUACCCCCCAUCUCGGAGAAGUACACCAUGGAUGUGGGGGUAAAGACGGACGUGGUCACUGUGAACCCCAGCAUCAUCACAGAGAGGUUCCACAAGCUGGAGAAGUGGCGGCGGCCCUUCUACCGGGUGCUGCAGGUGUACGAGAACGCCUCGGUGCUGCUGCCCGCCUUCUACAACACUCGCAACACCGACGUGUCCAUCCGCGUCAAGUACGUGCUGGACGACUUCGAGUCGCCGCAGGCCGUCUACUACUUCCACCCGCAGUACCUCGUCAACGUGUCGCGCUACUGGCUCAGCCUGGGCGUGCGCGCCAAGCGCAUCAGCACCGGCCUCAUCCUGGCCACGGCGGCGCUCGAGCUCUGCGAGGAGGUGCACCUGUUUGGCUUCUGGGCCUUCCCCAUGAACCCCUCGGGCCUCUACAUCACCCACCACUACUAUGACAAUGUCAAGCCCCGCCCGGGGUUCCACGCCAUGCCCUCCGAGAUCUUCAACUUCCUGCACCUGCACAGCCGCGGCGUCCUCCGCGUACACACGGGCACCUGCAGCUGCUGCUGAGCGUGGCGCUGGCCGCCGGCCACCCGGCAAAUGGAACCUCGUUCCCCCUCGCCUCCUGGCAUUGAGGCUGCCAGUUCCUCGGUCGUUCCGCUUUCCUCUGCUUGGGUCCUGAGGGUCGGGAGGCAGGGAUAGGGGCCGGGGCAGCAUCAGCUCUGAGCUAGGCGCCCGGGGCCUCCUCAGGGCCCUGCACGGGCAGCAUGCUGCUGGGCCACUCCUCAAGAUUCGAGACUUGCAAGUGAACAAGGCACAUUUCCAUUCAAUUUUAGCAUCCCAGUGAGCACAAAUGGUAGCGGCCUUGUCGCAGCUAAAGGCCCUAUAGAGAAUAGAAAAGAGGGAGACCGCACAUGGAGCACCCUCAAGAUUUUAUUCAGGCUUUUGGGCUCCUCACUUUUAUAUUGAGGCCUCUACCAUGAGCUGCUCUCUAGAAUCCCAGAGCUUAGAUACCAACCCAGCGGCCAGAACUUCCUGGGAAGCAGAGUGGCUCAGGGAGGUCCAGGGCCUUGCCAGCCGAGGUCACUCCAACCGAGCCCUGCCGUCUAACGUGAAGCCUCCGUGUUAGCACCUUGGCUGAGACACUGUCAGCUGAAAGGAGCCACUCCCUUUUCAACACGUCCUCAGACACACACAGCCUGGGUGCCUCCGUGUUCUGUCCUGUGUUGAUCUUUUGAUAAGAAGGACCAGCCAUUUGCACUAAGGUUUUCAAGCCAAUGUUACCGACUCAAGUGCUUGCAGUUUGCUUCCUCUUGUCACUUUGUUUUCAGCUCUGUUUGACCAGGAGUUAUUUAACAGAUCCAUUCCUCUUUAUGUUCCCAAAUACUGCAGACUCCCGCUGUCUCAUGUUCCUGAAACAGGACUGUAAGGCUCCAGGCCAGAAAGUGCUGACAGCUGACUGGUGAGCUUAGCGCACCAUGGUCUCCCACACCAGCAUCACUGGGGGUUCUACUCACACCACACAGCCUGGCAGCCUUCCCACACAUGGACCUGCAGGGCUAGUGCUUCGGGAAGUGAGCUGUGGCUAGACUGAAAGGGGUUAACAUGUCACAUCCAGAAUCUGUUCCCUGUGUCUCCCCCGUGGUGUUCCCACCAUUAAUGAGCUGUGCCUCACAGACACCCUUGGUAAAUUGCCUUAGAGCUUAGCUUUGUGGAAUCAUAGACUGUUCAUGCUGGACAGACUUCAGCCCCUCCCUCCCUCCCUUCCAUCUCCCUCUCUCCCUUCUCCCCAUCUUCCUUUCUUCCCUCCCUCCCUUAACUUUUCCAGAAGCCUAUUCUACUUUGGUCCAGGUUGGGCUGGGAAGACAUGAUGACAAAUACAGGCAGCACCUCUGUCUUCUUGGGGGAGGCCAGAGCAGACAUACCUCAGCCCCUCCUGGGGCUCUGAGGAGGAUGGGGAGCUGGGAGAGUGCAGCAGGAGCAGGGCCCACCCCAGCCCCCUGCUUUCACAGGCAGAUCAGCAGGCCCAGUCAGUGAGAGACAGAGGAGAGCUCAGGCCCUAUCCCAGGCCCCCAGGCUCCUGAUCCAGGGCUUCUUUCUUGGCAAAAAACCCUGUGUUUUGGCUUGUACUUCAUGUUGGUGGAUAGCUGUGGAGCGUGUGCUCCACGCAUAACACCACUAAAUGCUGACCUUCCACCUCUAUUCUGAGCUCUGGUCCCGACUGGGGAAGGCUCAGGCUGCUCUGAGCCUCAGCCUGCUUGUCUGGAGAGUGGGGAAGUAGGCAGUGAGGCUGAGUAGGCCCAGAUACGUGGCAAACCAGGAGAAGCUACAUGAGGACGGUGGGUGGUGAUGCUUUCUUGAGCUCUUCCUGUUUAUCCCAAGGAAGGAACUGUGGGAGAGAUUCCCAUUAACUGGGAUUUCCAGCCACUAGUUUGUGGUUAAUUGAGCCCAGUUCUUGAAACCAUGGAAUGUCAGAACUGGAAGGCUCUUAAGACCAUUUUGUCCCACAUAAGGAAACAGACCCAGAACAGGGAGGUGAUCUGGGUCAGCAUGCCCGGGGAUCCUCUGAGUGCCUGCUGUGGACAGACGCUUUCUUGAAAGUCCUCUGGGUAAUAUUUCUUUGCCAGAAGGGGCAUGUUUAGGGGCAGUAGGGGUUCUGGACAUCAGGGUUCCCAUCACUGAGGGUGUCAUGGGUUUGUGUUGACCCCAGCCAGGGCCCUUGUAGCAUCUGGGGGUGGUGCAGAAGGGUCCAUUCCCACAUAGGAGUUAGGACUCCUGGCUCAUGGUCCUACUUCUGCUUAUGGUUCUUAGAGUAAAUCUCUUCGUCCCCCUUUGGGUCUCAGUUUCCCCAUCUCUCUAACUAGAGGUUUAGAAAAAAUCUCUAGGGUCUCUAUAAUCUCAGUUUUGGGGGAAGGUAUUCAUUAUAUAUGGAUCUAAGCCAUAAAUAAUAUUUAUCAUUAUAAUAGCUAAGAUGUAUUGGCUCUCAUUCUGUGUCAGGCUCUACACUAUGCAUUUUCUUUGCAUUAAUUUCUUAUAAUCAUCACAAACCCCCUUAGGAAAGAAGGCUCCCAUUGGACAGGUAAGGAGACAGGCUCAGAGUGAUUCACUGACUUGCCCAUGGUCAGGCAUCCAGCGAAGGAAACUAUACCCAGGUCUGUAGAAUCCCAUGCCUGUGCUCCAAACCUCUUUCUCAGCUGCUUCUCAGCCAGUGUCACCAGAGGGGGAAAUGAGGGAUCCUGAUGGAGAUAAAUUGCAUGGUGGCGCUGGGCCCUGCUCUAGAGACAAAUGCUCUAGGAGACGGUCACGGGUCUGGGAGGCUGUCUCUGCUUGUAAGUGUCCUCCCCUCCCCUCCCGCCUCAUACCAGUAGAGCAUAUGCCAUUCUUGCACUGCGGGUGGGGGCAUGGGGAUGAGCUGAGGACACCUCUACAUUUUGCAGGUGAGAAGAGAUGCCCAGAAAGGGUACAUGUUAGAUGUACCAAUAUGUUGGGUGACCUGUCCAAGGCCUCAUGGCCAACUUGUGCAUCAGCUGGGACUUCCCCAGGCCCCUGAUUUCCAGACCACACUCUUUCUCUCACAGCCAGUGUUUGUAGGGAAACAAUUUUUUCAAAGGCACGGAGAGUCCAGGGCAUUGACUCGAGAAGCCCCCACCAUGUUUCUCACAGCCCUGUCACCAUCACACUGUGCAGUACAGAUUGCUGGUGAAAUUCUUAUUUAAGGGAAAUCAAUUCCCCACAAACAAAACAACCACCAUGUCUUCCUUUGUGCUAAACCCACUGCCCCAGGGCUGAAUGGCAGCAGAAACAAGUAAUUGACUCUGUGCUUAGCCAAGCAAAAUGGAAGGUGGCUCAAGGUCAGAGAUGCACUUGAGACAGUUUCAGCAGUGCUGCCAGGGCUACUCAGCAGCUUAUCACCUGCUGCCGCCAAGGCCAGAGAGCCUUGUUGCUCCUGACUUUGCUGAAUGAGGGGAGCAGGCAGAGGGAGAGCCUCCUGACCACUGAGGGGCAGCAUGGAGCUGGCUUCAGCCAGGCAUUCCACAAAUGCCUGUGAGCAGUCACUUUGUGCCAGGCAUUGUACUAGGUGCUGGGGAACCAGUGACAAUCAUGAUGUAGCCCCCGCCCUCCUGGAACUGCUGGUCUGGGGGGCGUAUCCCGAGGCUGAGCCAAGGGUCCCACAAGCACACACACGAACUGUGCUGGGUGUCUACACGUGCAAGCUCAGGGACAGUUGCCAGGAGAGGAGGACAAGGGCAUGCCAGAGUCAGCUCUCAGUUCUGAAGGCUGGCAAUUGCCAAAGCAUUGGGAGCUUCUCAGGCCCCAUCCUUGACGUCCCCAUGACAUGUGACAAGGUGGCUUCGCUGCUCUUUUUGAGUCCUCUCCUGCGUUGUUUCCUAACACACGUUCUCCCCUGACUUCCCUCCUGCCUCUGGACGCUCCUUCUCAGGCCCCAUGGCUGAUUCGUCUUCUGUGAAGCUUCCUCAGGGUUCUCUCCUCUCACUGGUCUAGUCACAGCUCAGGCUGCUGCUGUCCUGGACCCACAAACCCCUUACCCGUGGGCCAGUUCUCUCUCGGAGCAUCAGAAGCAUGCUCACCGAGGCCUUGACCAUCUGCACCUGCAUGGCAUCUCAGACCUCAACAUGUCCAACUGGUGGUUAAAAGGACAGUCUGGCUCAAGGCACCUCCUACCGCUUACCACCUGUGUGGCCUUGGGCUGCUGCCGUAGCCCCUGGACGCUGAGUCACCUGAGGAACAAGGCCGGGGCACCAGCCGCCCUGGCUGUGGCAAGGGUUCCAGGGAGUAGGCUGUCCAAGGCCCAGCACAGUGCCCCACUCGGGAAAAGCGGGUUCCCUCCACCUCCUCCCUUCCCCUGCCCUCCCAGCGAACAGCUCUGCCCCACCACUGGCCGCAGAGCCCGAAACCUUGGUCAGCCUUGGCUCUUCUUCACUUUCCGUGACUGUUUGUUCAUCAGGUCUUGUCAAUUCUGACCCAUAGACUGAUCUUGAAUUCAUUCCCUACCUGCAAGCCCUCUGCCUGGCCCUGUCUCAGGCCCUUCUGGCUAAUCUUCCUGCUUCCAGAAGUUUGGUGGAGUCCAUUGCCUGCCUGUACCAUCUAGUCCAGACUCCUUACCCAGGUAUGCAGGGCACAUCCAACCCUGGCUCGCUCACCUUCCCAGAGACCUCCUGCCACCCCCACCCCACCCCCACCAGUACUCCUCCAGGAGCUGUGCCUUUGCACGGCCACUGGAAAUGCCUGGAAGAGCCCCUCGCUCCUGCGUUCCUCUCUCUCCCUUUUAGCCCGCCACUUUUGCAGACAGUAUCAGGCUAUGACCCCUGCAUGCUCCCCUCUGUGACCCUGGGCUGGGCACUCUCUCUCCUCUGUACUUCUGUCCCAACCAUCACUGACUUCUGACAGGACAUCCUCAGGCACAGCAUGGGUGUCCCUGUGUCCUUGGUUAAGAGUUUGUCUUUCCUCCUGGGAAGGACCAUAUCUAGUUCAUUUUUGCACCCCCAGCACUGGCACAGAGCCACAGGUUCACUGUAAUAGUGGGGGCUCUGAUUACCUACUGGGCUCCAGCAGUUCAAAAGCCUCCACUGGUAAACUGAGAAGCGCCCUGAGGAAAUGACCAGCUUAAGGGAGUUCUCUGUUGAUUGUUUUUUUUGUCGAGAACCUUCUGUGUUUGAACCACUAAGCUACGCAGACUCUCCCUGUCCUUGGAGAGCUUGGGGCCCAGGAGGCCGAAAUGUCUGUUGCGGUGGCUCGCCGGCUCCAUCACCCAGUCUCUGCUACCCUGUCUUUGUUUCUUCCCAUUAUAAUGUUGCUCCUUGCCGGCUAACCCAACCUUCUUUCUCUCUAGCUUAAACAAAAGGAGGAAAGAUGUUCUCUUUAUUCCUUCCUUUCCUUCCCCUUCCCUAGCCUCCCUCAAAAUCAUACAGAUUUGUCAGAAUCUUGAAUCACUGUCCUGAGGAGAAGGCUGGGUAGCAGUGUACCAGAGAUUUAUCAAAAGUGUCUUAAAAACUAGUGAAAAAUGCUUUGUUUAUUGGCUGAGAACAGAUGAGAUGAGCUUUGCAAAAUGUCUGUUUCAGAUGCCCAGUUGGAGGCCAGGAACUGGGGACGGGGAUGGCACUGCUCUGAGUUCAACACACAUACCUCUCUCUCAGUAACCAGGGCAUUCGCUGGGAGGAGACUGACUGGCUCAGGUGUCAGGGGAGGCCAGUCUCUAGGGGUGUGACAAUGGCCAGGGUGUGCCUUCUAUCGUUCUUUGGAAGCUUUCGUAAAGCCAGGUGAAUCUGUGGUGGUUGAUUACAUCCUGCAAGACAUCCUGAUAAAGCAGAUGUUCUUCAGACGGUGGACUGUAAAUCACCAGUAUCACAGUCCCCUGGGUGCCUGUUAAAACCCUGGCCUAUCAACUCAGAAUCCGGCGGAGGGGUGGUGAUACCUGGCAGUCAGCAAGUGUGACAACUGCAGGUGGGCCAGGAACUCCCACCUGCUGCAGAGCCCAGGGCCUGUGGUUCAGUGACUGCUGCUGGGUAAGUGGUGGUGUCUGGCUUGAAAUUCAGACUGGAGUCUUAAGUGUGAAAAGAGCGAAAAGAAUCUGGCACAUAGCCCAACUUGUGCAUUUUCUACAAACAGGAAUAUAAAAUAGAACCCACAAUUAAACUAGCAACAAAAAUUAACUGCAUAGGAAUCCAUAACAUUAACAAAAUGUGUCUUGUCCUCAACCUAUCAGAUUUUCCUUUUUUCUAUUUUUAAUUGUGGCAAAGUACACAUAACAUAAAAUGUACCACCUAACCAUUUUUAAGUGUACAGUCUAGUACGGUUAAGUACAUUACAUUGCUGUGCAAUCAAUCACCAGAAUGCUUUUCAUCUUGCAAAACUAAAACUCUAUACCCAUUAAAGGACAAGUCCACAUUUCCUUUCGCCCAGCCCCUGGCAACCACCCUUCUACUUUCUGUCUCCGAAUUUGACUACUCUAGGCACCUCAUCUGAGUGGAAUCAGCCAGUAGCUGUCUUUCUGUGACUGGCAUAUAGAAUCACUUAAGUACAAGCUGUUCUCAAAUGACAUUGCCCCUGUUAUAGACUUCUGAUUCUCCUUUCUGCCCGGAGCUGUUGUCCUGAGCCCUGGGUAGGUUCCUGGCUUCUGGUAACAUUGACACCUUUGCUGAGGGUCAGAGAGGACUUGCCGGCUUUGCCCGCUAGGCUCAGCUGUUCUGACCAGCCUGUGUCCUGAGAGACAAUAGCUUUGCUCAACUUAUAUAAGCCUUGAGAUAUUUUCCUUGCGUAGUUUCUUCUGUGAACCUUCUUUUUUUUUUUUCAUUUCAAAAAGAGAAAUAUAUACUACCAUGACUUAGCUCUUGGCACAAAAGCUUGGUAUCAGAGACUCUCUCUUACCAGUCAGGGGAUGGUUCCCUUGGCAACCAAGUAAUUCACUUCCUUCAACUAAAGCACUGGCUCAGCUUUGGUGUAAAAGUUUUAUUUCCUCUAGAAUUGUGGUUCUCAAUCUUGUGUGCACAUUAGAAUCACCUGGGGAUCUUUAUUUUAAAAAAACAUGCAAGGUCCUCAUCUGCCCCAGGAAUCUGAUUCAGUUGGUUUAGGGAUAGGACCCCCAUAGCCUUAUUUUUUUAAAUCUCCUUAAAUGACUCAGUUGUGCAGUGGUUGAGAUUCAUUGCCCUAAGGCAGAGGGUCUCUGGCUGCAUAUUGGAGUUAUCUGAAGAGCUUUGAGAAAUACUUGUGCCUGGAUAAUAGGGUCUGAUUCCCCAGUGUUUCUGUUCCAGUUGGUCUGAGGCAUGACCUGGAUAUUCGGGUUUUUCAAACUCACCAGAUGAUUCUAAUAUGCAGCCAAGGUUGAGAACCGCUACUCAAAAUCAGCAGUUCUCAAACCUGAACUUGCGUCAGAAUCACUAGGAGAGCUCACUGGUUCCUGGGCCCCACCCUGGAGUCUCUGAUUGGGGGAGCCCAGCGUGGGACCUCCCUCACCAGCUCCCAAGUGGUGCUGCUGGUCCUGGGACUACUCUUUGAGGAUCGCUGCUCUUGAUCACCUACUAACUAGCUUGGCCCUGUUCUGCUGCAUUUUAUCCUGAUUGGGCUUUGGGAGAAUCUGAUUCAAGCCUGAGGCUUCUUAAAGGUACCAAACAGCCUUUCUUUUUCUGAACAUUUUCAACAUAAGUAAACAUGAAAUAUUUUUAAAGCAAAUUUAUGUGGAUUUCCUUUUGCAAGGUGAGGAGGCUCAAAGUGUGCCUGAAUUAAGAAUUUAUCUGUGCUCAGGAUUAGGAUGCAUUUUGUGAUCAAAGCUAAGGGGUUGCUGUCUCUAUAGCCUGGGACCACCAGCCUGGGACCAGGUGAGGGGCAUGUUGGGACUGGUGCUGGGGCAGGAUCCGAGUGUCACAUCGUGCCCCCCAGCUCAGGGAGUUCUGGAUCCACUGGGAGUUGAAAGCUGGGCCCAGCGCUCUGCCCACCCCACCCCACCACACCUGUGUGAAACAAAUAUAGGAGGUGAUGAAGAAAUACUCCUCAGAAAUGGCCUGGGUGACCCAGGGACAAGGGUUCACCCCCUGUUGCAUUGUGCUCUUCCUUCCCUCUCCACUUUCUUUUGGAAAAGGCUCGAGUUGAAACCAGCUAGUUAGUGCCAGGAUGCUGCCUCAAUCUUCUCUCCCUCCAACUGAAAGCAAGUCUCCUGCCCCUUCCCUCUGAAGAUGUCCCCAGCAGUGUGGUCCCAGUGAGAAUUGUAUCCCCAUUGCAGCACAGAAUUCUGCAUUCAGCCACAGAGUUUACUAGAACUCCUGAACAUUUUCAAGACUUAUUAAAAGAUUACUAUUUUAUUGAAUCAAGGUCAAAGCACACCUCACUUCCCAGGACCACUUACCCAGCAGGUUAGCUUAGCCCCUAGGUAGCUGGGGACUCCAGGGAAGGAAAAUUAAUUUUGAGCUCCUGAAACAGAUGCUUUAGAUCAAACAUUUGGUUAAUACCAAAUCCUUUGUGGUGUUCGUUUUCAUUUUAAAUCCCAUUCUAGUGAACUUGAUUCUGGUUUCUAAUAAUAAAAUAUGCUAAGAGAAUCAUAAAAGGUGCUAGAUAAAGCAUGACGUGGCAGCUAAUAGCCUAAAUAUAAUGGCAUUAAAAGACCAAAACUCUAAUUCUCAGAAAACACCCAGUGACCUAAGGCAGGGGGUACAUAUACUGUGGUAAACCCGAGGGCAACGAGGAGGGCAUUUCAGAUCGGUUCACCCUGCAACAUCUGCAACCACAUAGAUGAACAAAGCACUCAGACAACAUUCGGUAUACUGCAUGAAGAGAAGCAGGCUUACUCAUUUUGGAAAUAUUUCCCUUCCCAAACACUUAAAACCUAUUCAUAGAAAUCCUGGUACUUAAAAGAUUAGCCUUUAGCUAUCUUGAAAUUCAGGUGGGUGAAAUAGUUCAUUAUCUGAUGAUGCAGGAUAAAUGAGAUGGUAGGAGGAGUCCCUGGACUUAUAUUUUCCCUCGGAUGUUUGCUACUCUCCCCCAAGAAGAAAGUACAGGAGGAGGGGGAAACCCACCACCUCUGCCUUCCCAUCUUAAAGGGAACUUUCCGCGUGGUCAGUGGGGCCAGGGUGCUCUUGUUCUGUACCUCUGCUUCCACUGUGGUGUCCUUAUCACACGCAGGAGCAUGAGUCAGGAUCCAGCUGGGGUGGAGGAAGGCUCUGCAGUGACUCUGAUUAUUUGUGAAUUUGAGAAUAGGACUUUUUUUGCCCCCUAGGGGAGCACCUCUACUUUUUAAACACCUUCCCCAUCUGUUUCCUCCUGGGGCCUAUGGGAAGCGUAGAGAGUGAGUGGCAUCCGCUCUUGACUGGGGCCCAGAAAGAUGACAGUGGUGUGCUGCAUGUCCUGUGGGAUGGGGGUGAUGCUCUGGUGUUGGGUGCCCAAGCCUCCCAAGGGGUCGGGGGAGGUGGCCAUGUUCUGCUUUACCCCCUAAGGCCCCUCUACUUUCUUCUUUCUGGGAUUGUCAGGCUGAUUGGAGUCUGAUCCAGGCCUAGGCUCUACCCCGGGGCCUCAUGCACUGCCUACUGUCUAUGUGGAGGGGGCUUUUUGGUAUUUAUUUCUCUUUGGGCCCCAAGCCCAGGGCACUCGGAGCCAGAGCACUGGAUGGCUGUACCUGGUGGUUAGGAGGGAAGGAAGCUGUACCUGGCAGGGGGUCACCCAGGGCCACAGGCCUGAGCAAAGCAGGAGUGUGGAGGGAGCUGGCAUCAGACCCAGCGGCGCAGCCCCCUGGUGCUGUGGCUCUUUGGGAGGAGACUGGGGCGUCCCAAGUGACAGCUCGUCCAGCCCACCCGGGAGCCAGCCCUCCCUCCCCUUUCUCCAGCAGGACCCUUGGUCUCCACUGGGGCUGGCUUCUGAGCAAGUCUCUCUGCCCAGGGUUGCUUUGGGGAGGGGGUGCAGCUGGUCCUCCCUGGGACUCCCACACUUGGUACAUGUGUUUUAGGGAUGUGGCAGGGUCUUGGUGGCCUGCAAACUUCGUCUUUGGACCCAACUGACCUCCCUUCAGAAAGCCAUAACUCUUCUUCAAAGCUGUAUUGUUAACUGUGAAAUACAUGUGUACGUAUUUUUUUAACUUACUACUUUAUCUCAAUAAGAGAACAAUGGGUUACUCAGUCCCACAGUUUGGGAGUCACCUCACUCCCCAAAUGAAGCCAGGGCCGGCGAGGGAGGUCCGCAGAGGAACAGCGGAAACCUUCUGCCCUUGGGCCUCCCUUGCAGGCAUGGCCCCACACCUGCUCACGGCUUCAGCCAAGCUUGUCAGUUUCCAGGAAGCCUGCCUGCAGGCUCACACACAGGCCAAGGAGUUUGCCCCUGAGGGGUUGGUGGCGCGACUCUUCCCUGAGUGACCUUCCGGGUGUGAAGACCCAGUGGUCACAUGGAAGUGACCUUUGUAUGCUCCUCCUCAGCUCUAUCCCUCCCUUGCUUUCUCCUCUCCCAAGAGCGGAAUCACACUGCACUGUGCUCCGUAGAAUCUUUCCCUUAGAGAAGAAAAGCAUGAUGGAGAAAUCCUUUGCUGGGACGUAGAGACCCCCUGGAUCUGUGGGUGGAGCGGGAGCAGAACUUAAAGAUCCCUCGCUGGCUCUGUUCACUUGCUCCCUCCCAUGGCCCUGGAGAGAAUGCUCUGCACCUUUCCAAAGGUCGGGGGAGGUGAGGCUAAAGAUCUUACCUUAUUUUCAUGCAAAUUUCGGUCAGGAGCAGUGGUUCAUUACAAACUUGCAGCAAAACUCCAGCUUGUGUGUGGCUGUCCUUGAGUGAUUCUGAAGUGAUGACUGUGACUUAUGCCUCAGAACAUAAUCAGGGUACUUUGUAUCUGUCACUGUGUUUGAAAGGCUCUCAAUUUUCAUCCAAUAAAACCAAUCAAAUGGUUCAUCA